Molecule: messenger RNA, 5121 nt
Organism: Canis lupus familiaris (dog)
Lineage: Eukaryota; Metazoa; Chordata; Mammalia; Carnivora; Canidae
Gene: LRP13
Product: very low-density lipoprotein receptor-like
Exons: 21
Coding region: 101-4051 (1316 amino acids)
Molecular function (GO): protein binding; calcium ion binding
Source: RefSeq, a predicted model, not a curated record
GGGAGAAGAUGCUGUUGGUUGAAGACUUUUUGGCCUGAGCUUAAUAUGGAUAAGUAAUUGCCACUCACCGAGAGGGGAUCAUGGGAGUUUAAAGGUCAGCAUGCCUAACCUAGAAGGCAGAUACCCUGCAUGUGCUCCAGGCUCAUGUAGCCACCUAUGUCUCCUGUCCCCUGUCCAUCCCAAGGGCUAUAAGUGUGUUUGCCCAGAAGGAAUGUUCCUUUUACCUUCCGGUACAUGUAGUGAGUUAAAGCUUGUGUUUUCUUCUGGCAAACGUCUCUACUUGUUGAAAGUUGGUUUUAUGGGAACUGCUAUAGAGAGAACCCUAGUUCAAGAGCAUCCUAGGAACAUCUAUUUACUGGAUAUUGACUGGAAAAGAAAUCUUAUCUACUGGACAAAUGCUCAGGGACAGCUAUUCUGCUCAACUGGCUAUUCAGGAGAAAAGCAAGAGAUUUGGACAGAGCAUACAGUCUGCUCGGCAAGUGUGGACAUAGCCACUGGAAACUUGUACUGGCUGCCCUGUGACCGAAGUGCUAUCCAGAAGACCAGAGUCACUGGUGCAGACACACAGACCCUCUAUAGAACAGGCGGCAUCAUACUGCAUCUUCUUCUCGACUGGCCAAAGAGAGUGCUCUACUGGGUAGAGAGUGGGAAACACUUGCAAAGUAUGACCCUCGCUGGCAAAAAUAGACAGCAAGUAUGGAUGGGCACCUGGACGGCAGACACCCACAUGGCCUUAGAUCUUGGCUCGUCUAGCAUCCUCUGGACGACCAAAGGGUCAGGGUUGCAAAGUCUGAGUCUCCUAAAAAAUAGAACGUACACUUUGAACAAGACCUGGAGUGAUGGCAUUGUAGCAGCUCACGAGCCCUACCUGGUGACCCUGCAGAGAGGAGCCCUCCUGCUAUGGAACAGGAAGACGCUGGAGCCCUUCUCACUGUCAAAAGAGCCAUACGUACGGAAAAUGAUCAUCCUGGCGGAGAAUCAGCAGGUUUCAGAUCCCAAGUCUGAAGAGGCAGCCGCAGACGGCACCCCCACUCUUCCUCUAACACGCCGUCUGCUUUGCACCCCAUCCUCUGUCCCCUGUCGGAGCGGGGAGCGAUGCGUGCCUCAGGAGUACGUCUGCGAUGGCAAGCGAGACUGUCGGGACGGCUCGGAUGAAGGGAACUGCUCCCAGUUCUGCGCCAGGCCAGGGGUCUUCCAGUGUCUGAACGGAAACCAGUGCAUUGAGGAGAAAUACCACUGCGAUGGGGCUCAGCAGUGCUCGGAUGGGUCUGACGAGCUGGGCUGCUGGAAGCCCAGUGACGAUUGUUCUUUACGUUGUGACAACAAGACCCGCUGUAUCCCCAGGAUCUGGCUAUGUGAUGGCAACGCAGACUGUUUGGACAAGAAAGAUGAACAAGGAUGCAUUCAUGCAAAAUGCAGUGCACCUGAAUUCCGAUGCAAGAGCGGCCAGUGUGUAUCUCACUCUCUGCGCUGCGAUGGGAACCGAGACUGCCUAGACCACUCGGACGAAGAGGGCUGUCCUGUUGCCUGGCCUGUGCAGUGCCCGUCGGGGGAGGUGAAGUGCCGGAGGAGUGGAGAGUGUGUGCCAGCGGCGUGGCUCUGUGACCGUGACUUAGACUGCAAAGAUGGGACUGACGAGAAGGACUGUGGCCCCGAGGAGCUUCGCUGUGGCUCCAGGCAGUGGCCCUGUGCCGGCGGAGACCCGUGCGUGCCUGAUGUGUGGCGCUGUGAUGGCCAGAGAGACUGUGGGGACAGCAGUGACGAGGCUGGGUGUCCCCCCAAGAAGUGCCAGAGUUCUGAGUUCCAGUGCCGCUCCCAUGGCUGCCUUGACCUCCGCCUGGUGUGCGACGGGAAGGAGGACUGUGCCGACGGCUCGGAUGAAGGUGGAAAGUGCUCGUCAUUGUUGUCAGCAUGCAGCCAAGCGCCGUGUUCCCACACCUGCUACCUGUCCCCACGUGGGCCCGUCUGUGCUUGUGAGCAAGGCUUUGAGCUGGAGAGCAGUGGCCAAGUGUGCAAGGAUGUGGAUGAGUGCCAGAAGUCGGGAGGACAACCUUGCAGUCAGACCUGUGUCAAUACCCAGGGCUCCUACAGCUGCACCUGUCAACCUGGCUACUCGCUGGAGCCUGAUGGUCACACCUGUAAAGCAACAGGUAUUGAACCAAUCCUGCUCGUGGCAGUUCAGUCCAACCUACUCCUCUAUGGCUUGAGGAGCUUGAAGGAGGAUGUUCUGGCAACUGUAGACAAGAAUGUGAUGAUUUUCUCUAUUGACUACGACUUAGUGGGACAGAAAGUCUUCUGGACAGAUCUUAGUGCAGAAAGUAUUAAAUGGAUAAGUAUGGACACAAGGAGGACAGGGACCGUGGUAAAAGGGAUAAAGUCAGACUGUAUAGUGGUCGACUGGAUUGGGAGGAAUCUCUACUGGGUGGAUGGGACAGCUGGCCAGAUUUUGGCAAUUCAGCUGACUGCUGUUUGGAGAGGGAAAUCUGAACAUACAAUUGUCCUGGAUGAGGACUUGACUCAACCACAGUCUUUGGCUUUAGAUCCCCUAAAUGGGCUAAUGUACUGGUCUGAAAUUGGAGGAGAACCUCAAAUAGCACAAGCUGGGAUGGAUGGUAGUGGCAGAAAAAUACUCAUCAGUCAAAGUCUUGGCCAGCCAACCAGCGUAACUCUUGACCAGUUGAGUCAGAGGAUAUUCUGGUCUGAUUACAAAUUUCACUGUAUUGGCUCUGCUAAUCUAGAUGGUACUGGUGUCCAUAUAUUGCAGCUAACACAGAUCAAGAACCCCUUUUCGGUCGCUGUGUUUGAAGAUGAAGUCUUCUGGUCCGAUAUGAAGAUGAGAGCAGUACAGCGCAUGAAGAAGACGACAGGCAAGAACAGGGCUGUCCUCAUCAAGCGUUCCCAACAGCCUUAUGGACUCAAGAUAAUGCACGAAGUGCUCCAGCCCAAGUCUCCUAAUCCUUGUCUGGACACUGGCUGUUCUCACUUGUGCCUUCUGAGCCCACGAUCCAAGGGAAGCUGUCACUGCCCAGUGGGACUCCUGCUUGCAGAUGAUGGCAUCACCUGUGUUCCGCUCGAGGAGUCUGCGUUUCUGUUCCUCGCGUUGCCCACAGGUGUCAUGCAGAUUUAUCUGAAAAAUCUAGAAGCUUUACUAGGACAACCAACUUUACCAGAACAUAGGAUACUUCCUUUUACCAAUGUGAACCAGCUUGCAUCCCUGGACUACAUAGUCCAGGAAAAGGCUCUCUACCUUUCAGAGUUGGGUAAUCGUGAUAUCAGGCUCCUGAGGCUCAAAGAAUCUGGAAGUCUCUCUUGGAGGAAAAUCUUAUCUGUGGAGGGAACAGUGAUUGACCUCGCUGUGGACUGGUUGAGUGGAAACAUAUAUUGGAUUGACAGUGAGAAUCCUCACAUCAAUGUUGCUUCCUCGAAAGGCCAAUAUCCCACUGUCCUGUUCAGUGAAAAUCUCUACCACCCCACCUCAGUUGUACUCCAUCCACCCUCUGCAGUCAUGUGCUUUGUGGACCUGGGUUCCCAGGAUGAUAGUAGGCGUGGGUCCAGCAUUGAAUGUGCCUCCAUGGACGGCAGCAGAAGGAAGAUGCUGUGGCAGAGAUCCCAGGUCCCUGAGGGCCUGACUUUUUCAGAUUCGGGAACCCGAGUUUACUGGGCUGAUACUGGGAGAGGACUCAUAGAGAGCAUUCAACAAGAUGGCUCUAGAUACAGAGUAGACCGCAGAGGAAUUGAGGGCCUUAACCUCUUUACAUUUGGCCAAGGCGUGAUGUUCUGGACGACAAUGGAUGAUGAUGCCCAAACCAUUAAGGUUUGGUACAGCAGGGCAGAACUUUCAGAAAACCAGUGGUUCCAAAUAGACCAGAAGAUUGUGGAUUUAAAAGUUUAUAGUAGACUUAGUCAACAGGGUAGUAACAGUUGCUCGAAAGACAAUGGUGGCUGCAGCCAUAUGUGUUUACCAAACCCUGAAGGACUGACUUGUAAAUGCCCCAGUGGGUACUCCUUGGCUAACAUAAGCAAAUGUGUUGAAAGCUGUCCUGUGCUCUGAGCUGUCCCAGUCCUGUAAGGAUGGUCAGAAGUGCAUUUCCAUGGAGCAAGUUUGUGAUGGUCAUGCUGACUGUCCGGAUGGAUCUGAUGAGAUGAGCUAAAUCGUGCAGCGGCAUCGAGAAAUUUGACCCGCCGUGAAGAAAAUGGCCAAGAAGAGGAGAAUCUAAUGAAUAGUGAGACUUUUGUCAACGAAGCCUAUGAUGAGCAGGUAUGCCUGGGAAGGGUCUUUGAGGAGAACAGAUUGUGAGAUACAGCCAAAGAAUGCCCCUUCUGAAAAGUCUGAGCUGGGUGACAGUAGGCAGUGUUAACUCACAGAGCUUUUUGUGUUGGGUGAAUGAUGCUAUUAUGUGUUUUAAACUAAUGUUCAGUGACUUGUUUAUCUUUAGUCUCCGGUCUCUAGUUCCAACCAAAGUGAAAUGUGCAUGAAGUGGUAAUCAAGACAUUCAGAUUUUGGUGAACUUCCACAAGGGGCUCAGUUCCAUGGUGGGGUGGGAUGUUAUUAGAGUUAGUUGGAGUUACCCCUAAAAUUAUGCCCCCCUGUGAUCUCUCCUAAUCUCCCCUUCACUCAACUACCUCUGUGUUUUGUUUUAACGUAGUGUGUAUUCAGGGGUACCUGGCUCAGUCAGUAAAGCAUAUGAUUCCUGAUCUCAGGGCCUAAUAACUUCAAGGCCCACACUGAACAUAGAGCUUACAUAAAAAAAAUAAACAAAUAAAUAUUUUAAAACAUAUCUAUAUCUAUAUCAAGGGGCACCUGGCUGGCUCAGUCACUGGAGCAUGCGACUCUUGAUCUCAGGGUUGUGAGUUCUUGCCCCACGUUGGGUGUAGAGGUUACUUAAAAAAUAAAAUCUUAGAAAAAAAACAACUAUGUUAGUGUAUAUUCUCUGAUUUCGAGUCUCUUUUCCUACAGGAACUGUUAACUUCUUUACAAACCGACUAACCUUAUGAUAAAAAGAGAGCUGAAACUUCUCAAUAAAAAUUGUUUAUACGUUGCAUUGUGUACUGUUUUAACAUCUGUAACUUACUGUAACUGUGUGCUGAAAUGGUAACUUAUUAAAAUAACUGCUUUUGAAA